GACUAGAUCUCUUGGAAAGCAUUACACUGCCUCCUGUUGCGAGCUGAUUAAACGUUAGCUUACUAGCCGUAACGUUAGUUAAUCACACUGACAGCUUGCCUGAAGAUACCGGCCCUACCGUAACGCUUGUUUACACUGAGCUGGACUGGGGUUGGAACGCAAUCAUGGUUACAUUUUACCAGAAGAUACUACUCCCCCAUUAAGCUUGUUUACACAAAGCUUAGAAUGCAAUCAUGGUUACAGGAUCCUGCCCUGAACUUAGCCACUGUUACUAGCGGGCUACCACCCAGUACCUUGCAUCUUAGAAACUGCUGCCCUAUGUACAUAGUCAUUGAACACUGGUCACUUUAAUAUUGUUUACAUACUGUUUUACCCACUUUAUAUAUAUAUGUGUGUAUAUAUUGCAUUCUGGUCAAGGCUCAUCCUAUAUAACUACUGCUGUACACACAUUUUAUAUUCAUAUACUGUCCAAUUGGCUGCCCGCAGAUCAAUUUCUUCCUUGGGGUGAACUCAGUCAUGGUCUCAACUUACUGUUGCGAGGUAGAAUACACAAGGUGCAAUUUUGAAAUUUGGUUGCGCAUCAACAGUUUUUCUCUUGUUAUAUCAGUCACUGAUGGUCAUCAAUUAGCCCAUGUCAGCAAAAUGUUUCUAUUGGUAAAUUAAUCUAGCAGCAAGCUAUCUAAACUUGUAUGUCGAAUUGGGGCCCUCAUUGAUUUUGUUAAUCAGUCUCACUCAGAUAUCAUAUUAAAAACUGCAUGCAUUUGUCUCCACCCCAUGGCAAAAUGAGUAGAAUUGCACGUAAUUAAAACACUGCGGCCCCUCAUGAGUUGUGGUUUUUGUUGUGUGGGGCCUCCACAUCAAAGUUGCCCAUCCCAGGUCUUUACACACCAACAUAUAUAUUUAUAUUCCGGACUCUGACAUUGCUCUUUUUAAUAUUUAUUUAAUUUUGGGGAUUUUUGUGUAUUGUUUGGUAUUACUGCACUGUUAGAGCUGUGAUAAAAUGUGUGUACGCGACCAAUAACAUUUGAUUUAAGACACCAUGGAGCUGUCGUGAGAUAUGGGUUGGAAAAUGUACCUCAAUGCAGGGAUCGGAUAUGCCGCUUUACUCCAAAUGUUACCUUUAUCCACACCGAUACAUUGAAAAGAUUGAAAUACUGCUAGUUUUCCUGGAAAACUUCCCUUUUCAUCCUCAUGCUAGCUAGCAGUAGCCACCGCAGCCAUUUUGGAAUGGCAGUUUCUUUGUCUUUGGUAUCAUGACAUUCGUACAAUUGUUUGGGCAUGCCGCCACCUACUGUGCGGUAGUGUGUGGUCGAUCACGUUACAUUUUGUGAUACAAAAAUAAAAAGGAAGAGGGAAAUGAAAGAAAUUCACCACCAACUUAACCCUACACCUAUAUACCACUAUUUCAUACAAGUAAAAAUCCACACCCCAUUCAACUACUUUGACCCUAACUGGUCCUACACCAGGCCAAUGGCAUGGGAGGACGGGACCCUUUUGUUCAACACACCGUAACUCUUCUGCAGUAAAACUCAAACACCCAAGUACUUCUCUGCAGCUGCCACCACAACAUCUAUUUUCUGUAAAUGACGUUCUAUUUCUGCAGUACAGUUGAUAACCAUGGCAAUGAACGCUAAGAAGCCAACCUUAUGAAGAACAAAUGCAUAUCACUCUGUAUUGGCCUAGCUCUACUCUACUGCUCACCCUUGACCCAUAAUCCUCUACUGUUUUCACUGCCUCAGCAUACUGCACCUUCUGUUCGACACUGGCCCUGGCAACCUCAACCUGUCUCUCUUGCACUGGGCACUUCUGAUUCCAAGCAACAUGGGAACCCCCACAAUUGACACACACAGUUUUUCCACUGAUACUACACAUUCCUUUGUCCCAUGUGCUCCUGCACACUUCUCACAUCUUGGAAUCUCCCUCCUACACACUGCUGCAAUAUGACCAUAAGCUUGACAUCUAAAACACCAUAGUGGGUUCGGCACAAAAGCUCUUACGGGAUAACUGACAUAUCCUAAUGUGACUUUGUCAGGUAAAGACUGCUUCAAAAUGACAGAGCGGGGCUUCUGUUUCACCACGCUCGCCACUGGGUCUGCGUCGCACCAAAUGGAGGGCGUCACAGACACAAGGAAUCUUCCAUUUCAGUUGUUCCACCUCAACAAUGAAUGCCACCCCAGUAAUCACUCCUUUCAAAGGCACACUGCCCCCAGAGAGCAAAGCAAGUCACAAGUCUUGUCCCUGGACAGAAAUAACACAAAGAUCAUCACAAGACCAUUUUUAGCUACCUUCACCAAUUUUAAAUGUACCUAACUUCUUUUCUAGCCAGCCUGGUACUACACAUGAGUCAGCCAAAAGGCAGGGAUCCACUUUCUCCAAAAAAGUAACUCCCACUGGGCCAAAAUUAUCCUUUUAAUGACCAUCCGGGCAAGGCUCUGACUCAGGUCUUCACCACACCUGUAACUGCAGGUAAUUCAUCCUCACUCUCGUCAGGUUACAUUUCUGAGCUACACUACAUGACCAAAAGUAUGUUAACACCUGCUUGUCAAACAUCUCAUUCCAAAAUCAUGGGCAUUUAAUAUGGAGUUGGUCCCCCCCUUGCAGCUAUGACAGCCUCCACUCUUCUGGGAAGGCUUUCCACUAGAUAUUGGAACAUUGCUGCGGGGACUUGCAACCGAGGACAGAUGAUUUUUUUGCACUUAAGCACUCUGCGGUCCCAUUCUGUGAGCUUGUGUGGCCUAUCACUUCGUAGCUGAGCCGUUGUUGCUCCUAGACGUUUCCACUUCAAAAUAACAGCACUUGCAGUUGACCUGGGCAGCUCUAGCAGGGCAGACAUUUUACAAACUGACUUGUUGGAAAUCUGGCAACCUAUGACAUGUUGAAGGUCACUGAGCGCUUCAGUAAGGCCAUUCUACUGCCGAUUGCAUGGCUUGAUGUCAUACACCUGUCAGCAAUGGGUGUGGCUGAAAUAGCUGAAUCCACUCAUUUGAAGGGGUGUCCACAUACUUUUGUAUAUACAAUACCAGUCAAAAGUUUGGACACCUACUCAUUCAAGGGGUUUUCUUUAUUUUACUAUUUUCUACAUUGUAACCAAAAACGUAUUAAAACAAAUCAAAAUACAUUUGAGAUUCUUCAAAGUAGCCACCCUUUUCCUUGACAGCUUUGCACACUCUUGGUGUCAACCAGCUCCAUGAGGAAUGCUUUUUCAACAGUCUUGAAGGAGUUUCCACAUGUGCUGAGCACUUGUUGGCUGCUUUUCCUUCACUCUGCGGUCCAACUCAUCCCAAACCAUCUCAAUUGGGUUGAAGUUGGGUGAUUGUGGAGGCCGGGUGAUUGUGGAGGCCAGGUCAUCUGAUGCAGCACUCCAUCACUCUCCUUGGUCAAAUAGCCCUUACACAGCCUGGAGGUGUGUUGGGUCAUUUGCCCUGUUGAAAAACAAAUGACAGUCCCACUAAGCGCAAACCAGAUGGGAUGGUGUAUCGCUGCAGAGUGCUGUUGUAGCCAUGCUGGUUAAGUGUGCCUUGAAUUCUAAAUAAAUAACUGACAGUGUCACCAGUAAAGCACCAUCACACCUCCACCUCCAUGCUUCACAGUGGGAACCACACAUGCGGAGAACAUCCGUUCACCUACUCUGCAUCUCUCAAAGACACGGCGGUUGUAACCAAAAAUCCCAAAUUUCGACUCAUCAGACCAGAGGACAGAUUUCCACCGGUCUCAUGUCCAUUGCUCGUUUUCCUUGGCCCAAGCAAGUCUCUUCUUAUUGGUGUCCUUUUAGUAGUGGAUUCUUUGCAGCAAUUUGACCAUGAAGGCCUGAUUCACGCAGUCUCUGAACAGUUGAUGUUGAUGUUGAGAUGUGUCUAUUACUUGAACUCUGAUGCAUUUAUUUUUUUGGGCUACCCUUGAAGAAACGGUCAAUGUUCUUGAAAUGUUCCAUAUUGACUGACCUUCAUGUCUUAAAGUAAUGAUGGACUGUUGUUUCUCUUUGCUUAUUUGAGCUGUUAUUCUUGCCAUAAUAUGGACUUGGUAUUUUACCAAAUAAGGCCAUUUUCUGUAUACCACCUCUACCUUGUCAGAACACAACUGAUUGGCUCAAAUGCAUUAAGAAGGAAAGAAAUUCCACAAAUUAACUUUUAACAAGGCACACUUGUUAAUUGAAAUGCAUUCCAGGUGACCACCUCACAAAGCUGGUUGAGAGAAUGCCAAGAGUGUGCAAAGCUGGUACUGUGUAGUGUAUCAAAGAAUACACAGUGCGGGUUUGUACUUGGCGCCAUUCUGCCUGAAACACAUCUUCCCUCUGCACUCCGCUCUUCUUUUUCUUCCUCGCUGUCCAUAAUGACGUCUGUCCGUUAACCAUGCUAUUGCAGUGCCUUCUUCCUCUGUAUUGCAUGCAGUGCACACACUGGGGGCUUUUUUCCAAAACCCAACCUCUGUUCCUUUGCCCAAAAGUCUGGCCAUCUCUGUACUCUCCAUGCUUGCUCAACCACGGAAUGGCAGUGUCAGCCAAUCAGCUCCUUUUGUUGUUCAACGCAACGUGCCAUUCCGUAAUGACUGCUGUGGCUGAGGGCGAAAGGGCAGUUUUCCGGGAAAACUAGCAGUAGCCUUCGAUCUUCUCAAUGGAGCAGUGUGGAUAAAGCAGGUGGAGGGAUGAGCCUCUUCCCUGUGAUUGGCACACACGUGCCGGAAGCAGCCAAUGGGGUGGAUACACCAGACUCCCCUGGAUCCUGCAGUGAGAAUGGCCCGCACACCUACGCCCCUACUACCCCCUCGCAGCUCCUGAAGUUUGGGGGCAGGGUACCAACGCCUGGGCACGGAUCCCUCGAUGGGACCCCUGGAGAGAUUGAGAACUGUGUGGAUGAAGAGAGAGCAUGCCAUGUACAAGAAGACCCCAUAGACACUCCUCACAACUACAUGUCCCAUUCGGACAAACAACACAAAGACACGCUCCUAGCACAGCCCUCCCGCCCCACUGCCACAUGCGCGGCAGACACAAACCCACACGCGGCCCCUCAAGACAUGUCCCUCACUGGACCCCUCCAAACAGAUGAGCCCCUAAAUGAUGUUCUGUCUAGAGACUCACAGCACACCGCCACCGCAACAGGCAUUCCAUCCAAAGACACAGCUCCACAGAGGGACACUCCCAGUGCAGACACACUUCAGUCAGAGACAGAACACACAGAGCCUUGUAACUGCUGUUCUGUAGAAACAGAGGAGGAGAAGCAGGAGGAGGAGAGUGAGGAGCAGCAUUCAGGAAACACCCAGGCUAAAGUCUCAGCUCAGCUUACAGAGGAGCCCUCAGCAGCAGCUCCCAGCCCAAGCUCUGCCCCAGCCAAGAGGAAUUCGUCAGACAGCAGCCCCUGCCCGCCCCACAUCAUGGCCCAGGUGCACGUGCGGAACGUCCCCGAGCGGGAGCGCAUCGUCCGGGGCAUGCAGGACAGCAAGAGUCUGGAUGAGAUCAGCCAGGCAUGCGGGGGAGGGGGCGGCGGCCGGGGGGGCCAACCAGAGGGCCGCAGGGCCACCAUCUCCUCUGCCCUGGAGCUGGAGGGAACAGUCAGCCACGACGGGGACCUGACCCACUUCAUCUGCCGCAACCUGGAGCAGAAGAUCAAGAUGAGCUCCAAGCCCAGCCUGGACUGUGACUGUGACUCGGACUGCUCGGGUUCCAUCAGUAGCAGAGGUCGGGGGUCGUCGUUGCGGCAGCCGGCAGACAUCCCUCCCAUCGACCCUGCUGUCCUGGUGGACCUACAGAGACACACUCAGGAUGUUGCCCACAGUGUGGAGCUGAUGAUGCGGAGCCUCAACGGAACCAUCCAGAACAUGACAGCGCUGAGUGUGGGAUACAUCCAAACCUACAGAGACUCAGUGGACAGCCUGGGGGAGUCUGUUGACAUGAGCAUAAAGGGAAUGUACACGCUGAUGGCGCGCUGUGAGGAGCUUGAUCGUUCCAUGCAGCCUAUCCACACCCUGGCUGCUCAGAUCCGUGACAUCAAGCGUACCCUGGAUGCCCUGGAAGCUGUCUGCAAGUAGCCCCUCCACCCUAGAGACCCUCGUCCACUGCAGACACUUUGCUAACCUAAUGACCCCCUUCCUCCCUGGAAUUACUGCUACUAAUCAUGCCAGCUUCGUGAUGAUCUACAUUACCCCCCUCUCCUCCCCCAUGGAGAUGACCUACUGCAAACCCCUCCCCACCCCUGAGAUCCUCGCUCGGCUAGGAGCCCUCCACCUGACAGAACUUGAAGGAAACGGAACACUUAAUGUAUUCCCGUCCGACCCACCUGGUUCAGAUUGCACUAACUGUUGCUGGCCACACGGUGGCACUCUCUCCCUUAAGUUAUCAUUACUUAUUGUGCAUCUAUUACUUUUAUUAUUUAGGGUUUUACUUUUCUAUUAUUUCUCAGUUUUCUUUAUCUGUAUUGUCGGGAAGGGCCUGUUGUUUAGGAAGCAUGUGCCGAAUAAGGUCUGAUUUGUAUGGAGCAUGAGCUUUAGGAACGGUUGUGAUAAGAUUUAGAUGUUAGUCACUUCUUAGGCAGGUUCCUGAAACUGCCUGUGGCAGGUUUUAAUAGUAACAUGAGACAGGUGAAGGUGUGGGGGUACAUAUUAUAUUGUAUAAAGGGCAGUCCCCCCAUGUUAUAUACCUGUUAGUUAACAGGCUGUUACCAACCAAAAGCCAUUCCCUGUAAAGCUCUCCUCUGGGUUCCCUGGAUAGUAUGUUGUGCUUUAGGAGACUGUAGUACCUUUUGUCAUGUCACAGGUUGGCUGGUAGGUAGGCCUGUCUCAAUUUGUAACAUAUCUAUUUGGCUUAAAUUGUGUUGCCAUGGUGAGAGGUUCUGGACAGCCGUUACAUGUAACAUGCUCUUACAGGACUUGUUUGCUACCAGAUGUCGUCAGACCUGCUGAAGCCCCACCUAGAUAAGGCAGCACUCGCACACUGGGUAUAAAAGGGGAUGGGCUGUAGGACUAUAGACUUUGGGGGGGACGCAUGUUUGUCUGGGGAGAGAGGGACGGCCUCCUCUAACUGCUCUUAAUAAUAUCUCUGUACAAUCAGAAGCACCUUUGUACAUAUAUCUUUCUGUAACAAAAAAAUGAUUUAUCUACCCUUUGUCCUAAGUGUAUAUUUUAAGAAAAAUAACACAUUUACAUGAGCUGCAAAGAGUAGCUGUCUGUUUCUGUUCCUUGUUUGGUUGUGAUGACAUGAGUGCAUAGAUAUAGGACAUCUAGAGUGCAUCCAAUACAUUUUGUAUAAAAUAUUAGUAGUAAUGUUGAAUGGUGAAGUAAUCUCAGUUGAUAUGACUGCAGAAACAUGUUGUAGAAUGUGUGGUUGCAUUGUGUUUGAGGAAACCAACUUGGGAACCAUAUUACAACAAAGCCAUUCACAUGUAAGGAGUAGAGAGAAGAAAAGUAUGCAGAUUAACAAAAAAUAUUACAUUUGUGUCAUUUAGCGGACACUCUUUUUUUUUAUUUUAAUUUUUAUCCCAUUUUCUCCCCAAUUUUCGUGGUAUCCAAUCGCUAGUAAUUACUACCUUGUCUCAUCGCUACAACUCCCGUACGAGCUCGGGAGAGACGAAGGUCGAAAGCCAUGCGUCCUCCGAAGCACAACCCAACCAGCCGUACUGCUUCUUAACACAGCGCGCCUCCAACCCGGAAGCCAGCCGCACCAAUGUGUCGGAGGAAACACCGUGUACCUGGCCCCCUUGGUUGGCGCGCAUUGCGCCCGGCCCGCCACAGGAGUCGCUGGAGCGCGAUGAGACAAGGAUAUCCCUACCGGCCAAACCCUCCCUACCCCGGACGACGCUAUGCCAAUUGUGCGUCGCCCCACGGACCUCCCGGUCGCGGCCGGCUGCGACAGAGCCUGGGCGCGAACCCAGAGACUCUGGUGGCGCAGUUAGCACUGCGAUGCAGUGCCCUAGACCACUGCGCCACCCGGGAGGCCUUUAGCGGACACUCUUAUCCAGAGCAAUUAGGGCUAAGUGCCUUGCUCAAGGGCACAGUGACAUACUUUUCAUCUAGUCUGCUUGGGGAUUCGAACUAGCGACGUUUCAGUUACUGGCCAAAUGCUCUUAACCACUAGGCUACCUACCACCCCAGAAACAUCCAGUACUGCCCUGUUAUGAAGUGAACACACACAACUGUCGACGAUACAAGAAAGGAUGGCAAUGUUAACCGCAUCCUAUGAAUAAAAUGUGUAUUUGUUUGUUUAUCCAAUACAGACCCCAAAAAAUUAUCCACUUUCCAAAAUAAAAGUAUUUUCAGAUUUCA
Molecule: messenger RNA, 8250 nt
Organism: Salvelinus fontinalis (brook trout)
Lineage: Eukaryota; Metazoa; Chordata; Actinopteri; Salmoniformes; Salmonidae
Product: BLOC-1-related complex subunit 6-like
Exons: 7
Coding region: 4642-6021 (459 amino acids)
Biological process (GO): lysosome localization
Cellular component (GO): BORC complex
Source: RefSeq, a predicted model, not a curated record